UUGGGCGACUUAUCAGUUUCUGAUCGCUGUGGGAAUUCAGUUAAUUGUGGACGCUGUAGCCAAACGGACGCAUGCGCGGCGCUCGAGAGACUUUCCGAGGUUUUCCUGAAUAAAAUCACUACGUGUUUCUGGUCGUGAAAGUAUCUUUUUCAGUUAGGCAGUGCACUCUGCAGUGGCCCCACCCUUCUCCCCUAUUUCUGAAGCCUCGACAAGGAGCCUUUUCAAGUCAAACAGAAACGCGAGCAACACAGCUGAAAACCUAUUUAAGGACCGUUCCAAAAACUAAGGAUACAUUUCAAAGACCCCUUUCGACCAAGUCAGUUAAAUACAGAGUUUUCAGAGUGUGUGUCUGUGUGCGUGUGCCAGUGUGUGUCUUUCAAGUGUGUGCCUUAAUCCAUUCAAUGUAAUUAAGCCCGUAUCAAAACAAAAAAGUAUAUUAAGUCCGCGAAACGAGCAAAUACAAAUACUUUUGAAAGAGCCAUAAACAAAUCGCAGUCUGCGAAAUCCGUUCAAAGCUCGCGCCAAUAUUGCUCCAAUUUGAGAAAACGGCUUAGCAACAAUUGCAUUGAACAGUCGAACACAAAAACUGAAGCCUAAAACAGCAACAACCACCCGUAAAUAUAGAAAGCUUAACAAUCAAAUCCAACAACAACGACAACGAGGGAUUAAAGCCACUAACAACUAUAAAUGUGGUGGGUGCAUUAUUGCCAUUAACCAAAUCCCCAGAGACAGUGGCCAGAAUGAUCGCAGAGCAGCUGGUGGUCAAAAGAGGCUCCAUGAUUCACUGAGGAGCCCCAGGAAAGCGAUCCCCAUUAAGCACCGAGAACAAAAGAAGCAUUAAGCGCUUGAUUAACUGGUGGACAGGUGGACUAACCGAAAGCGGAAUGGCACACUUUUGCUGGCUCCUUAAAUUCGGUUUCUUGCUGCUGAUGUUGUCCGGCGGCCGGACGCGCCCAGCCCCCUUUCCAGGUGGCAGGCAGAGUGAGCUCAUCGCGGGCAACGAGUUCCUCAAGCUGUUCCUCGAUCAUGAUGACCAGCAACGAAGUCUCCACAGCGGUGAACAGGAUUUUGGGGGCAGGGCAGAGUCACCAUCGUCGUCUCCGCAUCCCCACCACAGAGCAGCCACCGGAAGAAGCCUGGAUCUCGGCAGGAACCGCUAUAGGAACUCCCUGACAUCCGGAAACUCCCAGACCGAGGAGCCAUCCGACUCUAAGCAGGUGGUGAAGUUGGUGACCUCAGGCAGUAAAAUAGUGUUCCUCGAAGAUGUCCCUAAUAAAUUGAAAGGAAAGUCUAGCGACGAGGUCAAAGUGGUGGCCGUUAGUGUUAGUUCUUCCAGCAAGAGAGGUCCUUCGAGGAGCAGUGUUUCUGGCGUCACAGGAACGGGUUCGGACUUUGUCAACCGCUCUCAUAAAAGUGAGCUUUCGAUUGAGGAAACGGAGCCCAGAUUGGCUGCAGAGUCCAUGGACAGCGAGGUGGAUUCCCUAAACAGUGCCUCCAAUAUACAAAGUGUACUGGCUGCUCCUUUGCUGGCGGCUUCCUCUACGCAUUCCUUUUUAAAAAACCAAAGCGAAGUGACUGAAGAGGAAGCCGGCGUGGGAACCGCAGCUGGAGCAGGCUUACCCUUUCAAACGGUGAUUUACCAUGACACCAAACAGGGACGAGGACCUCAGUCCAGGUCAAUAUCCUACAGUUCCAUCUCCCAAAACGUGGAGGACUUGCAAACCUGGCAGCAGUCGAAAAGUGGCAUUUUGGCGGAGGCCCAGAGAAAUGUAAGUGAGAGCUUGAAACACGCGCACUCGUCAGAACCAGCCAAGUUCUACUCAGUACCAUCGAAAAUGUACAGUGUGCCCAGUAAGUUUUACUCAGAACCAGCUAGGGUGUAUUCAGAACCCGCUAAAAUGUAUGGACAGCCGGAGAAGGUGUACUCAGAACCCUCGAAAGUCUACGGACAGCCCUCCAAGUUUUACUCGGAGCCAGCGAAAGUGUACUCGCAACCCUCGAAGGUUUAUGGUGAACCGGCCAAGACGUACUGGCCACAAACAUUGACCACAACGGCCGCAACACCACUGGGUAGCACCACCUCGUCCUCCCCAUCUUCCACCAGCACCUCCGAGAAACCACCACUGGCAGCCACCACCUUUGUGCCACUGCGAUCCAGACCAAGACCCGCGAUUGUCUCGCGCAUCGCUUUUGGCGAGGCCCAGAGCACAAGCACCACGACAGCAGCAACACCCAGCAGCACGGCAGCAACAUCCAGCGGCACGGCGGCAACAGUGGCCAGCAGGGUCACCACAGUGAAGCCUCCUAGAAGCAGCACCUCAUCCAGCAUCAGGCCAACCACUUGGCAGCACCAUUAUCACAGCUACAGCCACCAGCCCCAGCCGGCCCAUCCAACUCGCAGAGUACUCUUCAAUUUGGAUAAAUUGCCUUAUGAUUUAUUGAAUGCACCGCAGCCGCAUCCAUUGGAGCCAAUUUUAUCGAAGCACUCAAGUCCGAGCCACUACCACCAGCAACAUCAGCCGCAGCAGAAGCAGCCACAUCUGCAGCAACACGAACCGCAACAGCAACAGCCAAGUCCAUGCUGGGAGCAACAACGUCAGCAUUCAUCACCGCCGCAUCAACAUUCUAAUCAAAAUGCCAAAGGAUUGCCCAAUAGAGAUCUAGUCAAGUGUGUUUCCAAAUUUGCACACCAACAUGGAGCAGCGGCGUCCGCGGUGGACCCAUCGCCGCCAUCAUCUUCGGGGUCAGGCGGUGGCUAUUCGUACAUCUCGAGCUCGUCAUCCUCGUCCUCCUCAUCCUCGGCCACCUCGUCCGCGAAGCAGCAGCCGCAUCUGCAGCACCAGCAGAUGCAGCACUUCACCACCGAGCGCCCCGAGCUCUACACUCCGACCUCCGAGCAGAAUUACGAAAUUGAGGAGUCCGUUAGUGUUAUGACAAACGGACGAGCCCAUGGACCGCAGGGCGGUGCAGGUGGUGGUGGUGUUGGUGGUGCAGGGAGUGCUGCUGCCAGCGGUGGGGCAGUGGGGCAAAUCACAACGCCAGCCAGUCCAGUGCCCCAAUCGAGCACCACCGCCAGCCCAAGUCGUGGCAUCAACAGAGGACGUGGCUCAGUGGUUUACAAUGCAAAUGCCAACGAUUACUCGGAUGGCGACGACGAUGGCGAUGCGGACGGGGACGCGGGAUCAGAGGGCCAGGGAGGCCCCGAUGCGGCCUCCGAUGACGAAGACAAAGUCGCCUACGUGGUCGAGGGACGCAACUACCGAAAGUACCGGGUCGAGGAGAAGACCGACGACGGCUUCAUCGUCGGCGAGUACGGAGUGGUGGACCACAACGAUGGAAACCUGUGGGGAGUGCGUUACACCGCCGACUCCACCAUCAAUCGCAGUCUGAUACAGAAGGCGUUGCUCACGUUUCUGAAGCUCAAGUAGGGGCCAAAUGGUCAGGCUCCACUCGGGAAAGCACUCGAAGUGGAGGGAGGAAAGUCGCCAGUAUACAGGGAAAUCUUUGGAAAGUACAGGGAUGCUUAGGAAAUCACUAAUAAAGAGAGACCGUUUUGGGACUUACAUUUUUUAUUAUGAAUGUAUAUUACUCAUUUAAAAAAUAUUAAUAAAAUGUUAAGUUAAGCGAGAACUAGCAAGCAAUUAUAUAUGCUAAGAAACCUAUCUGUCUGAUUAAGUUUUACAUUUUAUAAGUUGUAAACGUUAAUAUUAGUUGUAGAGCAAAAACGCAGUUAUAUGGCGACUUUCCGAGUUCAUGUCGAUGAUUUCCCGAGUGUCAAAACACAAGAACCCCGCACUUCCCCACUGAAGAGACAGCUGCAAAGGCAUUCACAUGUGAUCCAAGUCGUAUUGUAGUUAGCUUAGGCAACCUAAACCUAGAUAGAUAAACCUAGAUAGAUUUACCCUAGAACUUAGCCACUAGUUGAGUUCCCACGAGAUCAGUGUGUGUGUUUAGUCAGUAAACGAAUUUUGUUUAAUGUUUAGUUAAUGUUUUAAUUAAUUUAUUGUAGUUGUUGGUAUUGUAAUUGUAAUCUCAAAUCCGAGCCUAAUUUAUUCAGCCGACCAGCACACCCGAAAUUGCGCAGAACUAGCAACUUGCCAUACAAUCCGAGCACCUACCAGCAUUAACAACGAGCGAAAACUAUCCUAAUUAGAGCAUUAAGUGACUUGUGUAGUGAAAUAAACUAAAUUCCAUUGAGACUAAA
This is a messenger RNA of Drosophila simulans, 4204 nucleotides long. Its product is annotated as serine-rich adhesin for platelets. Bases 885 to 3428 code for a protein of 847 amino acids. Lineage: Eukaryota; Metazoa; Arthropoda; Insecta; Diptera; Drosophilidae. The transcript is spliced from 4 exons. The record is from RefSeq and is a predicted model, not a curated record.